AGAUGAGAUCAGACAGCUCAUUCAAACACAAACACAAACACAAACACAAACACUCUCUCUCUAUCUAAAGCCACAUGCAACUGUGAUUAACUGAUUGUAUCCAUUAAUUCCCCCAGAAACAAAAAAAAAAAGAUUAUUCUUUUCCGGCGAGAGAUGCGAAAGAAUCAAAAACACAUGUUCGUAAUUGGGUUAUGAAUCAAAAUCUAAUAACGAAAAAAAAAAUGACGAUCUCUGUUUUGAAUCCUGAUCACAUCAACGCCGAGCUAUCCAAACCAACGUCGAUCUUCGGUCUCAAGCUCUGGGUCGUCAUCGGAAUCUUACUGGGAUCUCUCAUAGUCAUCGCCCUCUUCUUCCUCUCCCUCUGUCUCACCUCCCGCCGCCGCAACCGCAAGCCGCGCCACGCCGAUUUCGCUUCCGCCGCCGUGGCGACGCCGCCGGUUUCCAAAGAGAUUCAGGAGAUCGUCCGUCCUCCGGCGCAGCAGGACCACCAUUACCAUCCGACGCAGCCGGAGAUCCAAGUCGAUAUCGGGAAGGCGGAGCACCGCGUGGUGUUCUCGGAUCGAGUCUCGAGCGGCGAGAGCAGAGGAACGGUCAGUGCUAGCGAAACGGCGUCGUAUUCUGGGAGCGGUUGCGUUGGACCUGAGGUGUCGCAUCUCGGGUGGGGGAGGUGGUAUACUCUGAGGGAGCUUGAGGCCGCGACGAAUGGGUUGUGUGAAGAGAAUGUGAUCGGAGAAGGAGGUUAUGGGAUUGUGUAUCGUGGGAUUUUAAACGAUGGAACCAAAGUCGCUGUCAAGAACUUGCUUAACAACAGGGGUCAAGCGGAGAAGGAGUUUAGAGUGGAAGUAGAAGCUAUUGGGCGUGUACGGCAUAAGAAUCUAGUUAGGCUUUUAGGUUACUGCGUUGAAGGUGCAUACAGGAUGUUAGUGUAUGACUAUGUGGAUAAUGGCAACCUAGAGCAGUGGAUACAUGGUGAUGUCGGGGACAAGAGUCCUCUAACUUGGGACAUUCGUACCAAUAUAAUACUCGGCAUGGCAAAAGGAUUGGCGUAUCUACACGAGGGUCUUGAGCCGAAAGUGGUCCAUAGGGAUAUUAAAUCAAGUAACAUCUUGCUUGAUCGUCAAUGGAAUGCUAAGGUAUCUGAUUUUGGACUCGCUAAGCUGUUGUUCUCCGAGAGCAGUUACGUGACAACCCGUGUCAUGGGAACUUUCGGUUAUGUUGCGCCAGAAUAUGCUUGCACCGGGAUGUUGAAUGAGAAGAGUGAUAUCUAUAGUUUCGGGAUAUUGAUUAUGGAGUUGAUCACUGGAAGAAACCCGGUUGAUUAUAGUCGACCUCAAGGAGAGGUGAAUUUGGUUGAGUGGCUAAAAACUAUGGUUGGAAACAGAAGGUCAGAGGAAGUAAUCGACCCAAAAAUAGUUGAACCGCCGUCAUCAAAGGCUCUUAAACGCUUGUUGCUAGUUGCAUUGCGUUGUGUGGAUCCUGAUGCUAAUAAGAGGCCUAAAAUGGGUCAUAUUAUACACAUGCUUGAAGCUGAAGACUUGUUCUAUCGCGACCAGGAACGACGUGCCGUGAGGGAGAAUGAAAGCCGCGAUCAUAACCAGAUACAGGCUGCCGUUUCAGCAGCCUGAGACCAGCGCAAGUGACAGUUCAAGAGACGGUAGAUAAAAGAUGUUCCGGCCACUAAUUUUUUCAGAUUUUUCUCUUUUGUUUUUGGUUUAAUCAAAUUUUUAAUUGUUAUGUGUGACAAAAAUAUUAUUUAUUUUAUUUUUAGUAGGCGUAUGAUUAAGAA
Messenger RNA from Brassica rapa (field mustard), 1786 nucleotides. Its product is annotated as probable serine/threonine-protein kinase At1g01540. Lineage: Eukaryota; Viridiplantae; Streptophyta; Magnoliopsida; Brassicales; Brassicaceae. Gene Ontology annotation, biological process: protein phosphorylation. The record is from RefSeq and is a predicted model, not a curated record. Gene Ontology annotation, molecular function: ATP binding; protein kinase activity.